AGAUAGAUACUUUUUUGUUUGUUUUCCCAGAGGUAUUGAUGCUUCAGCUUCUCGGUGACUCUGUCUCCCUCCUCCCCGCUUGCUUACGCAGGAGUGUUUCUACGAGCAUCUCCGUUCAUCGCCGUCAUAGCGCUCUGACGCGAUGUUUAGGUGACAGCGCCGAGCUUUCGGUCCGUCAGCCUCCGCCCAUCGCGUGCUUCCACAGAAACACCGACCGUGGCUCUGAGAUGCGUAACCUGUUGACGCUCGUUCUCAUGCGCUGCGCGGUGCUGCGCUCCUGUAUCUGCCAAAAUGGACUACUGAAAAAUCGACCUCAACAUGCCUACCAUUCAUGGAAGUAAGGGAAAACUUGCACGUGUUUGUUUCAUGCUUCACCACGCAUCCCAGGACAUGACCCACUCCUGGCCUUACCAGCAGCCCCCAGGGGAAGGGGGCACUCAGCAUUUCCUGUACUCACACGCAAAGGAGGGAAAACAGCCCAAUUCACAUCACAGACAUGUGAGGGAUGGUGUCUCUAUGAGGAUGCCCUCACGUCCACUCGUGGCCCCUCAUAAAUCCAUGCUCGCUGAUGACCUGAAGCUUAGCAGUGACGAAGAUGACAAGGAUGAGGGAAGUGAGCGAACAACUUCCUGGGCUGAUAAUGACCGCUUGUCAGGCCAGCAGCAGCACCGCACACACACACAUGUCGGAAGAGUGAGACAUUCUAGCUCAGGGUCUUCGGGAUCAGACCCUUCCAGUGAGUGGGAAAGCAGCAGUCAGCGGUCACACAGCCCGAGCCCAGGGACACACAACCGGUGCGGGACACCGACCCAACAUCGGACCCUAAACUGCAGUACAGAGACGGAGAGCCCACCAUCCACACAGUGGCAGCUGGACAGGUGGCUUGAGAAAGUCCCUAAAAAUCAUCAUUCAUCUGACCACGACCCAGGUGGAGGACAGCGACGGAGUGCGAAAUCUGACUGUGGCCGAGGACCAUCACCUGGAAGAUACUGGAGCAGAGACUCUGAGUCCAGACGGGAUUACAGUCCAUGUGAAAGUCCGGUCCCAAGUCCAAAAUUUGACUACAGCCCCAGAAACAGUCCUCAUCCCAGCCCAGAAUACAGUCCAUGCCCCAGUCCAGGAAUUAGCCUUGUGCCGAGCCCAGUGCCAAGUGUAUGUCCAAGUCCAGGAGACAGCCUCCAAGGGAGUCGAAGUCCCAGCCCUUUACCUUUACACCCUCCCAGAAGCCCCAGUCCAAGUCUUUCAUCCACCGCAGUACCUAGCCAAGGUACAUAUCCUCAGGUACAGCCACCUCAAAAAGAAAGUCCAAGGCAUAUUGCAAGGCCAACCGUUACCUCUAAUCCAGCACAUCAUCCCAAAGUAAGGCCAUGGGUACCUCUGGACCAUAGCGCCAACCAGAGAAAGGAGUUUAGACCCAAAGACUCUAGAUCCAGAGACUCUCGAUCCAAAGACUCUAGACCUGGUCCUCCCCAACAACCCCAUCAUUCCGAACACAACUCAACAGAAAAGUCACACAAAGAUCUCACACACAAACCUGAAGCCAAAAACUCUGAAACCACAUGCAAGCAAAGGUUUAACUCACCUUCAAACCCCAUUUCAAAGCAUUUGUCAAAGCAAAGACCAAGCGUUAGCCCAAAACCACAAGCCAGGCACUCAUCUACAACUGACCAUAGUAUUGAACAUAAUCACAGAAGCAAUGAACCUACAGGGGUGUCAAUCCACAGUUCACACUCCAAAUCAGGCCAUUCAUCUCAUUUUAAUACUCUAAAGAGUUCCGAACGUGGUCCCUCGUCAAAAUCCAGGGACUCAUCCCGAAGCGAAGUCAACAGUCGAUCUAGUCACAGCUUGAAGACUAAAUCUUUCCCGGAUACAAAGCAGUCCAUCUCCAAACAGACUUCCCAACAGAGUUCAAGCCCAAAGCCCAAGGUCAAACUAGGGGAUGCCCCAGUGCCAAGAACCGGGCAUUCCCAAAAAGACCCAAAGCCCAGAGAGAGAGAGCGAGAGGUGGACAACCGAGGUAAGGCCCAGGGAGCAACCCUGGUGCAGACCAGCAAGGAGCAGAGACAAAGACUGGCGGAGGAGCAAGUAAUAAGGCGUCGCUGGGUUCGGAGUUCUGAGGAAGAGGAAGACGAGGAAGAUAGGAGAACCGAGGAAGGGGAAAGAGAGAGGAAGCGGAGGAGAAGGAGGGAGCAGGAAGUUGAAUGGAAGGCAGUGCAGCCCAAGCAAAGACCUCACACCAACAGCCAGCAUCACGCUCAAAAGGAAUACAAUGGACUUAACCUUGAGGAGCAGAGAAGGAAGAAGAGAAGGUGGAACAAUGAGGACAUUUCCUCAGGUCCUCAUGUGACAGACACUAGCCUUUCUCCUCCACUUUCUCCACCUUCCCCUACUCCUGUCAUCAAGCCCACUCGUCCAUCAUCUUCCUCGUCCUCAUCCUCCUCAUCAUCAUCGUCGUCCUCAUCAUCUUCCUCCGAGUCAGACUCUGAGUCCAGUCCACCCCGGAAUGUUGCCAAAUUCCCUGCAGAUUCAACAUCAAACCAAAAAACUGUGUCAAAAAGGAGCAAUGACAAACAGACUUCUGGCACUGGUGCUCACCCCCACGGGUCGAGCUUAAGCACCCCUGAGACAGAUAAACAAGGUCGGGGCAGACACAAACUCUACACACUGGUGCCUUUCGGCCGAUCUGAAAAGUCCCCCACGGUCGCACAUCGAGGCCUGAGAAAACUUGUUGUGAGGAUAGACCUCUCACUUCUGGGUAGAGUCCCUAGUGCAGAUGAGAUUACCGAGAGACAGUCCUCAUCUUCAGCUUUGUCACUGGGAAAGGCAAAAGAAAAGACAUCAAUGAAACACCUGCAUCACUUGGACCAACUGCCGGGAAAUGGCAGAAGUAAAAGAAAAGCUGAAAAUGGAGAUGCUCAAAGAGAGAAUAAGAGAAAUCAAUCACGUGCAGAUAAACUACCAGUGUCAGUCCAUAAUGAGACUGAGGAAACCUUCAACAAGCAAAAUGGAUGUCAGGACGAUUACUUUUUUUCCAAGAGGCCAGUAUCUCCAUUGUCUCCUCCAUCUGGCAUACUGGAGCUCGCAAAACCCUCAGUAAAAACUCAGCAUGCAGAGAAGUACCAUACACCUCCAGAAAAAGACAAAGAUUCAACAGCACAGAAAACACAGGACCAGAAGACGCAGCCCAAGGUAGAGGUGGAGUGUGUCAGGGUGUCAGGACACCUACAGUCUCACUCUGGAUCGCUGGUUCCUGCCUCAAACCUUCCGCUCCACUACAGAGGAACCGUACCUAUCAGUGAUGUCUCUCAUCAUGCUGAGUACUACUUGCAUGAGGCCAAGAGGUUGAAACAUCGAGCAGACGCAAUGGUGGAUAAGUUAGGAAAAGCUGUGAAUUAUGUGGAUGCUGCUUUGUCCUUCAUGGAGUGUGGUAAAGCCAUGGAAGAUGGACCGCUGGAGUCCAAGUCCCCCUACACCAUGUAUGCUGAAACUGUGGAGCUCAUAAGAUAUGCUAUGAGACUCAAGACUCACGCCGGACCUGGAGCCAUUCAGGAAGACAAACAGCUAGCUGUACUAUGUUUCCGCUGUCUUGCACUUCUUUAUUGGCAAAUGUUCCGACUUAAAAAGGACAACGCUCUAAAAUACUCCAAAGUCCUGCUGGACUACUUCAAAAGUUCUCCAAAAGGAUCUCACAAACCCCCUCCUUGGAACGAUGCUGGAAAAGGAACUGUACCUCCUGCCUCCAUAUGCUCUGUCAAUAUAAUGGGGUCUCACACAGGCAGCUCCCAAAGCAGUGUCAUCAGCAUUCCCCAUCGUAUCCAUCAGAUGGCAGCAAAUCACCUCAACAUCACCAACAGUGUCCUGUACAGUUAUGAGUACUGGGAGGUGGCUGAUAACCUGGCCAAAGAAAAUAAGGAAUUUUUCAACUAUCUGAACACACUGACUGGACCCUUGACUCUGCAUAGCAGCAUGGCCCAUAUCGUCCAGUACACCAGGCAAGGGCUUCAGUGGAUCCGGAUCAGUGCUAAUCUAUCAUAAUACCAUGUACAGACAUUCUCAAACUUAACAAAUCACUUGUUUUGCCAAAUUAGCAAAACAUUUUACAGUGACCUGCACUCUGUGACCAAGGAGGCUGGUUUUGGAUCAAGACUGUUUUUAAGCCCAGACAGUAAUGAAGAAAAUUGUCUGCCAGUUUCAUGACAAGUCAUGUGGCAUCAUUUCAUCAUUGGGAAUUAAGGAAUGGACAUACCUGUGUUACUUCAGCUUACUGAGCAUUAAAUGUCAAGAUAUCUGAGGACACCGUGUCAGAAAUAAUCAUGUUUUCUUUAAUGCAAUCAAGCAGGUCAAAUCAAAAGAACCUUGGUCAUUCAAUUCUUAGCACUUCUUAAAAAAUGCUUUCUGAAAGUUUUGAAAAGGAACCAUUGUUGGCUAAUUCAUCAUUCAUCAUGCUGCUUUUCCAAAAUGUGCCACAUUUUUAUAUAAGCAAUUAAUAUUUAAAAGGGUUUUAUUUUCUGUAUUUAAUUAAAUUGCCGUUACAAAUGUCUUUACUGGUUUAAAAUAAUUUUUGUAUGAAGGGUUGCAUCAUCUAACUUCAUUAAAACUGUUUGUUUGUUUUUUUACAAGAGCCUUUCCUAACUUCUUAUGUCAGAAUCCGUGCAUGAAAAAAAUCUCUUCAAGAUCUGUGAAUGUGAUUUUUUUUCUUUGUGCAAUAAGUCUGAGGUUUUUUACAUAAUGUGUCAUGUAGAUGUUUUGGUGCUGUUUUUCAAUAGCCAGCAUACAGCCAUGACUUCUAAUGGCAUUGUGUUAAGUUGUUGUAAAGUUUCAACUGACAGAAAGAAAAAAACAUAAUCAGGACUUUUGUAAAUUAAAUUGUUUUUACUGGA
Molecule: messenger RNA, 4880 nt
Organism: Cyprinus carpio (common carp)
Lineage: Eukaryota; Metazoa; Chordata; Actinopteri; Cypriniformes; Cyprinidae
Gene: aff3
Product: ALF transcription elongation factor 3
Biological process (GO): regulation of gene expression
Cellular component (GO): nucleus; super elongation complex
Source: RefSeq, a predicted model, not a curated record